This is a messenger RNA of Echinococcus granulosus, 663 nucleotides long. Its product is annotated as Prohormone-4. The transcript has 5 exons. The coding region runs from base 1 to 663 and encodes 220 amino acids. Lineage: Eukaryota; Metazoa; Platyhelminthes; Cestoda; Cyclophyllidea; Taeniidae. The record is from RefSeq and is a predicted model, not a curated record. Gene Ontology annotation, molecular function: protein binding.
AUGCCAGAUAACGAGUUUGCAGAGCGGGAAGUUGACGAAUCCUCAUUGCUUAUGCAGCGUACUCUCCCUGAAUUUGAUACAAGCAUGCCUUCCCAUCGGGUGAUCCAACGUGUGGUGGUGGUUGGAAUGAUCUUCUACCUCCUCAGCAAGGGAAUCUGUUCAACUAUAAGUGCGAGGAGUAAUGAAAAGGAUGCCAAAAAGAAAAUAGCCAACGAGUGCCCAGAGAGUUCACCCUGGCCAUGUCGUGAGCCCGGGUUCUGUCUAUCAUUUGAUUUCAUCUGCGACGGCGAGCUCGACUGCCCCGAUGGCUACGACGAGGAUCGGGAGAUGUGCACAGCAAAGCAAAGGCCUCCUAUUGAGUAUCUCUUCCGCUUCAUUCAACGAUACCAGGACUGGCUGAUUCCCACAUUUUUGGGCAAGGGUACUCCACUCGAGUUGGCCAAAAAACUUGUGGAGAGCCCGACGAUUGAGGACUACGCGAGAUCUGCGCACCUGACGGAGAAGCAGUUGGUUAACCUCAACAGCUUAAUCGAGGGAGUAGUGCAGCGCAAGGAGAUGCACAUGGUCCUCCUUGGCAUGCCGUUGGGCGCCUGGUCUGAGCUUUUUUAUCUCUUCAACAGAAUCGUUAGCAGCGGCUUCGUCGGCACCGUCGACUCUAUGUGA